UGGGAGAGCGGAGCGGGCGAGCGGGCGGCGCGCAUGGAGGGCGCGGGGGGCGGCGCGGGCGAGCGGGCGCCGCUGCUGGGCGCGCGGCGGGCGGCGGCGGCGGCGGCAGCAGCGGCGUCGGCAUUCGCGGGCCGGCGCGCGGCGUGCGGGGCCGUGCUGCUGACGGAGCUGCUGGAGCGCGCGGCGUUCUACGGCGUCACGUCCAACCUGGUGCUGUUCCUGAACGGCCCGCCGUUCGGCUGGGAGGGCGCGCAGGCCAGCCAGGCGCUGCUGCUCUUCAUGGGCCUCACCUACCUGGGCUCGCCGUUCGGCGGCUGGCUGGCGGACGCGCGGCUCGGCCGGGCGCGCGCCAUCCUGCUCAGCCUGGCGCUCUACCUGCUGGGCAUGCUGGCCUUCCCGCUGCUGGCCGCGCCCGCCUCGCGCGCCGCGCUCUGCGGGGCCCUGCGCCCGGCGCGCCUGCUCAACUGCUCGGCGCCCUACCCCAACGGCAGCGCCGCCUGCCCGGACGCCGCCGCCCGCCGCUGCGCGCCCGCCACCUUCGCGGGGCUGGCGCUCGUGGGCCUGGGCGUGGCCACCGUCAAGGCCAACAUCACGCCCUUCGGCGCCGACCAGGUUAAAGAUCGAGGUCCAGAAGCCACUAGGAGAUUUUUUAAUUGGUUUUACUGGAGCAUUAAUUUGGGAGCGAUCCUUUCGUUAGGAGGCAUUGCCUACAUUCAGCAGAACGUGAGCUUUGUCACUGGGUACGCGAUCCCUACUGUCUGCGUCGGCCUUGCCUUCGUGGUCUUCCUCGGCGGCCAGAGCGUUUUCAUCACCAAGCCCCCCGACGGCAGCGCCUUCACCGACAUGUUCAAGAUACUGACAUAUUCCUGCUGCUCCCAGAAGCGAAGGGCAGAACGCCGGAGUAGUGGUGAAGGCAUUGGAGUCUUUCAGCAAUCUUCCAAACACAGUCUGUUUGAGUCAUGUAAAAUGUCUCGUGGAGGGCCAUUUGCAGAAGAUAAAGUGGAAGAUGUGAAAGCUCUGGUCAAGAUUGUCCCUGUUUUCUUGGCUUUGAUACCUUACUGGACAGUGUAUUUCCAAAUGCAGACAACGUAUGUUUUACAGAGUCUUCACUUGAAGAUUCCAGAAAUUUCAAGCAUUACAACCACCCCUCAUACGCUCCCGGCGGCCUGGCUGACCAUGUUCGACGCCGUGCUCAUCCUGCUGCUCAUCCCUUUGAAGGACAAGCUCAUUGAUCCCAUCUUGCGGAGACACGGCUUGCUGCCGUCAUCCUUGAAGAGGAUCGCGGUGGGGAUGUUCUUCGUGAUGUGCUCUGCCUUCGCCGCCGGAAUUCUGGAAAGUAAACGGCUGGAUCUUGUUAAAGAGAAAACCAUUAAUCAGACUAUCGGCCACGUCGUUUACCACGCUGCCGACCUGCCCAUAUGGUGGCAGGUUCCACAGUACGUGCUGAUUGGGAUUAGCGAAAUAUUCGCAAGUAUAGCAGGUCUGGAGUUUGCGUACUCGGCCGCCCCCAAGUCCAUGCAGAGCGCCAUCAUGGGCUUGUUCUUCUUCUUCUCCGGCGUCGGCUCGUUCGUGGGCUCGGGCCUGUUGGCGCUGGUGUCUGUCAGAGCCAUCGGAUGGAUGAGCAACCACACGGACUUUGGAAAUAUCAAUGGCUGCCGUCUGAACUAUUACUUCUUCCUGCUGGCCGCUGUUCAGGGGGCCACGCUCCUGCUCUUCCUGAUCGUGUCUGUGAAAUACGACCGCGACCGCCAGCGAGCCAGGGCGAGCGGGGCGCCCACCGCCGGGAGGGCCUGAGCCCGGGCGGCGCCCCGCGGACUGUGAGCGGCCACUGCGCCGAGACGGGGAGUCGGGUCGCCCCCAGGUCUGACUGUCCGCACGUGCGUGCUGCGCGGGUUGUCUCUGCUCCCCCACCACGAACUAGGUAAGUGCCUUCCGUGCUCAGCCGGGCACGCGGCCUCCCGGAGGAGAAGCGCGGGUUUCGAGCGUGUUGCUUCUCGUCACCCAAGUCCUCUGAACGUAGCCGCGUCCCUCUUGCGCAGACGCCACAGUGGAGAUGGCGGAGUCCUGGGAGACCACACGUGGCGGCCUCCCAGUUGCGUAGACGAUAUCACUUCCUUCCCACAGCCACGAUCCCAUUUAAAAAAAAAUUAAUCACAGCCACUUAUAUUGAAGAAAGUGAGGAUUUUUUUUCGAAGAAAUAAAAGUGUGGGCAGAUGCCACGAGGACUUUAUACAAGGGUCACAUGGUUUCCUUCCUGAGCCACACACCUCGCCAUCGCUGGGGUCUUUGGUGUAGGCUGGUACGAAUAUGUUUCUUCUGCUGCUUCAAAAAAUACUUACGUUUUAAACCAUUGACGUUACUUUUUUGUGUGUGUGAGAAAGAACAGGCGUAAGAAUUACUUAAGACCGUGUGUCCUGUCUCAGCCUGCAGAACAGCUCAGAAGGCGCUUUAAACCUUACCCAGUCAGUCCUUGUAUGCGACUUUAUUUUGGGUGCCACUGAGACUCGAAACGGAUCGCAGUUGGAUGUGAGAAAACAUUCUCUCGAACAGAACUAGUGUAAUUAAAAAUAAUCAAAAGUGUUAAAUGUGAACUUGAGCUGUUUGGCUAGUCACCAGCCUUUGUGUUGUUACUUUACAUGUAUCUAGGGGUUCUGUGUUUGUUAAAUAAGGUAUUCUGUAUUUGUUGCUGUAUUUUUGGCAUAACUUUAUUAUAAAAAGCAUCUCAAAUUUGA
Propithecus coquereli (Coquerel's sifaka) is the source of this 2732-nucleotide messenger RNA. It is a transcript of the gene SLC15A4, whose product is annotated as solute carrier family 15 (oligopeptide transporter), member 4. The transcript is spliced from 8 exons. Bases 34 to 1794 code for a protein of 586 amino acids. Gene Ontology annotation, cellular component: membrane. NCBI's taxonomy places the organism in Eukaryota, Metazoa, Chordata, Mammalia, Primates, Indriidae. Gene Ontology annotation, molecular function: L-histidine transmembrane transporter activity. Gene Ontology annotation, biological process: oligopeptide transport; transmembrane transport; histidine transport. The record is from RefSeq and is a predicted model, not a curated record.